AAUCUGAUUGCGGAGAUAUUGCAACGGACUUGUUCGCAUUUCUCCAGCAAAAUGGCCAAGACAGCCUCGUCGCUCUUCCAGACCCUGAAGAGCUACAUCAAGAAACCGUGGGAGAUCACCGGCCCGUGCGCCGGUCCGGAGUACAGAUCCGCUGUGCCAGGCGCCCUGGAGUACCGGUUGGAAUGCCCCGCCAGCGUCAAGGUACUGCCCUGGAUCCCCUCCUCCGACCCCGAGACCGUCUUUGACAUCAAGUACUAUAGCCGCGACCAACGCCGCAACCGCCCUCCCAUCCGGCGGACUGUGCUCAAGAAGCCUGACGUGGUGAAGAUGAUGAAGGAGAAGACCUUCGAUGUCUCCGACUUCCCCAGAGUCUAUCUUACCGCCAAGGUCGAGGAGGACAUGAAUACUCAUGGCGGAGGGUACCAGUAAUAGGCUUGUGGGAUUGUGGAGAAAUGGUCGAGCUCCAAUGUUCCUUCUGUUUCUCUCUCUCUUGCUUUGUGAUUAAAGAUGAGCAGGUCAUAUCAGAGUAGAGAUUUGCCCUGACUGUCCAUUUAAAGAAGAUAUGGUGUUUCAAUAAGAAUGGUUGCCUGCAAUUGAAUUUUAUUUCCUUUUGCUUACUUUCUUGCAUGAAUGUGUUUGUAUACAUUCCAAAUGUAACCGCAGGUUGGAUGUUUGAUGACAACUGAUGUCUCAAAAGUUGUAGAAAUUUUUUUUACA
Molecule: messenger RNA, 717 nt
Organism: Corylus avellana
Lineage: Eukaryota; Viridiplantae; Streptophyta; Magnoliopsida; Fagales; Betulaceae
Product: furry
Source: RefSeq, a predicted model, not a curated record